CCAUUUCCUCUUUAAAACAGGAUGUGGUAUUCUAGGGGGUGACAACAAGCGCAGCAUUGAUUUCCUCCCCACAACAAUAAGAGAAGAGACGAAUAACAACAGUUACUAUCAAACCGCCGCAGAAAGUCACGCAAACGUUACGCAAACGUUGAUUUGUGCAGCGCCGCGGUUUGCAGCCAUGCUGUCGGAUGCAGAUUAUUCUGGGAAUGCCUCUGGUGCCCGCAGAGCCAGGAAGAGGAGCUCCGGGGAGUCACCGGGAGACGGACAGACCCUGCGCUCCUCCGGGCGGCAGAUUAACGUGAGGGUGAAGCGCACCAACAACCCUCCACCUGGACAGAGCAAAAGAAAAGCCACAGACACCGAGGAGGAAGACGACCAGUCCGAGAAGAAGUACAGAAAGUGUGAGAAGGCCGGAUGUUCGGCCACUUACCCAGUUUGUUUUGCAAGUGCAUCUGAAAGGUGUGCUAAAAACGGAUACACUUCUCGCUGGUAUCAUCUGUCAUGUGGUGAGCAUUUUUGCAACGAAUGUUUUGAUCACUACUACAGAAGCCACAAAGACGGUUAUGAGACCUUCGCUUCGUGGAAAAAGGUGUGGACUAGUAACGGGAAAAGUGAGCCCAGUCUUAAAGCUUUCAUGGCAGAUCAGCAGCUUCCAUUCUGGGUUCAGUGUACUAAACCGGACUGUAGGAAGUGGCGUCAGCUGACCAAGGAGAUCCAGCUCACUGCUUCCCUCGCAGCGACGUACCGCUGUGGAAUGAAGUUCAACAACAUCAAAAGUGAAGGUCCGGACCAGUGCUCCCAACCAGAGGACUUGAGAGUGGCCGAGGUGACCGACAGCUGGUGGCAUUCGAUGUUGAUUUUGCCGCCGUUGUUCAAAGAGAGCCCGGCCAGCCCUUUCCUCGCCGCCUACUAUCCUGACUGUGUGGGGAUGAGUCCGUCAGGAUCGGCCAGCAACGCGUCUCUGACGGAGCUGAGGGCGGAUCACUGCAGAGCUGUCCAGCCACAAAUUCCAGGCCUGUGUCCGUACUUCCAGCCUUUCUACCAGCCUAAUGAGUGUGGCAAGGCUCUGUGUGUGCGGCCGGAUAUGAUGGAGCUGGACGAGCUUUACGAGUUUCCAGAAUUUUCCCGUGAUCCCACCAUGUAUUUGGCUUUGCGUAACCUUAUUCUGGCCUCCUGGCACAGGAACUGUAAGGAGGUGCUGACCGCCCAGAAAUGCGCUCUGCACAUCAUCGUCCGUGGGUUGGUGCGCGUGCGCUGCGUGCAGGAAAUGGACCGGGUGCUUCACUUCAUGACCAGGAAGGGCCUCAUCAACACCGGCGUGCUGGCAGUGAAACGGCCUCUGCUGCCCGAGAGAUUCUGCUCUAGGAAUGUGAUCAUCAUCGGUGCCGGGGCGUCGGGGUUGGCUGCUGCACGACAGCUGCAGAACUUUGGCAGUCAGGUGAUGGUGCUCGAGGCACGGGAUAGAAUUGGAGGUCGUGUUUGGGACGAUACUUCUCUCGGCGUCACCGUAGGGCGAGGAGCUCAAAUUGUAAACGGCUGUGUGAACAACCCCAUCGCACUGAUGUGUGAACAGGUGGGCAUCAAGAUGCACAAGCUGGGCGAUCGGUGCGACCUCUUUCAGGAGGGCGGCCAGGCCACCGACCCGGCCAUUGACAAACGCAUGGACUUCCACUUCAACGCUAUCUUGGACGUGGUGUCAGAGUGGAGGAAGGACAAGUCGCAGAACCAGGACCUACCGCUGAGAGAAAAAGUCCAGGAGGUGAAGAAGAACUUUCUUCAGGAGUCGGGAAUCCAGUUCAGUGAGUUGGAGGAGAAAGUUCUUCAGUUUCAUCUCAGCAACCUGGAGUACGCCUGCGGGAGCACGUUAGACCAGGUAUCAGCACGAUCCUGGGACCACAAUGAGUUUUUUGCCCAGUUCUCAGGAGACCACACUUUACUCACCAAAGGCUACUCGGUGUUACUCCACAAACUGGGCGAGGGACUCGACAUCCGCACAAAGUGCCCGGUUCAGGCCAUCGAUUACUCAGGUGAUGUUGUCAAAGUGACUUCCAACGGGUCCCAGUGGACGGCACAGAAAGUUCUUGUUACAGUCCCCUUAACUUUACUUCAGAAGAACAUGAUCCAGUUCAACCCUCCACUUCCUGAAAGGAAACUGAAAGCGAUCCACAGCCUGGGAGCCGGCAUCAUAGAGAAGAUCGCUCUUCAGUUCCCGUACAGAUUCUGGGACAACAAAAUCCAAGGGGCAGAUUAUUUUGGUCACAUACCACCAGGUCCUGACAAGAGAGGCAUGUUCAGUGUGUUCUAUGACAUGGAGCCACAGGGGAAGCAGGCUGUCCUCAUGUCUGUUAUUACCGGUGAUGCUGUCCCUGCUGUCCGGGACAUGGAGGACAAGGAGGUGGUGGAUGAGUGUAUGAAGGUCCUGCGUGAACUUUUCAAAGAGCAGGAGGUCCCGGAGCCGCUGCAUUUCUUCGUCACACACUGGAGCAAAGACAUGUGGUCCCAGAUGUCCUACAGCUUUGUGAAGACGGGUGGAAGUGGAGAGGCCUACGACAUCCUCGCUGAAGACGUGCAGGGAAAAGUGUUCUUUGCCGGCGAGGCCACCAACAGACAUUUCCCUCAAACUGUGACAGGAGCCUACCUGAGCGGGGUCAGAGAAGCCAGCAAGAUGGCUGCUAUGUAAACUCUGUCAGCUGCAGAGCGCUCAAACACACCAGCAUACACACACGGGUUGUACAGAGAAACAGACCGUUCAACAACUCGGGACUGCGUUACCUGAAUCGCUCCACCUGAAAGGAUAUCCGGACUGUGAUGUAUCUGAUCAGUGAGCCAAUAGCAGGAUCAAGUAGCGCUUCUCCAGGGCCUGGCUCUACAUAUUUAACACAUAAGAAAGUGCUUUUUUAUUUAUAUCUAAACUCCAGCUGACAAAUUGUUUGUUGGUGACAUGAUGCAAAAAAAAACUUAACAGCAAAGCAUGAAUAACAGAUGAUCCCUGUGCAGCUCUACUUUGGUCCACUUCGCUGGAAAGCUGUUAAAUGUUGAGUUUAAUGAGUGGUGUACGUAGCACUUCUGUGACGAAAUGGUCAAGAAAUUUCAUUUCUGAGAGAUUAGGGUGCGUGAAACAUUAGUAAAUACUUCACACUUCAAGUUUGAUCAUGUUUAAACAGAUGACAUUGAUUAAAUUAAGAGGUAUGUACCAAUGUUUCACACAACCGUAAUGGAUUUGCGUAGUGUUGUAUGUGAUUUAUGUGUUGGUACAAGUGGUGAUGAGAAAUGGGUGAAAGGUUAGAUAUAUAAAUAUAUAGUAGGAAUACUUCUGUGACAGCACUUUUGAUUUAAAAUGAUUCUUUGAUUUAAAAACUAAGUAAAGAAAUGAAUAGUUCAUGUGUAGGACUGAGUAUGAUCAGAAGACACCAGAUUGUCCCUUAACUGUCUCAGGGAUGUGAUCAAAACAACAACACCUUACAGAAGAUUAAAGAAGAAAAUACUAACUGAAUAUGAUUGAGGAAAAACUCCUGAGGUUUGGGGUCGGGAAACAGCACAACAAUGUCCUCACUUUGUUUGAUUCAUGUUAACUAAUGAAGCUUUACAUGUAGCUCCUCAUAUCACUGUCUGUGUCUGUACAUCUAGAUGAUCAUGUCCUGUUUGUCCAUCGUUACAGUGCUUGAAUAUUUAUCAUGUAUGUGUGUAAUAAACUGAGCUAUCAACUGCCA
This is a messenger RNA of Larimichthys crocea (large yellow croaker), 3710 nucleotides long. RefSeq names its product lysine demethylase 1B (gene kdm1b). Bases 179 to 2680 code for a protein of 833 amino acids. Lineage: Eukaryota; Metazoa; Chordata; Actinopteri; Sciaenidae. Gene Ontology annotation, molecular function: protein binding; zinc ion binding; oxidoreductase activity. The record is from RefSeq and is a predicted model, not a curated record. The transcript has 21 exons.